Elaeis guineensis (African oil palm) is the source of this 1184-nucleotide messenger RNA. RefSeq names its product glycine cleavage system H protein 2, mitochondrial. Gene Ontology annotation, biological process: protein lipoylation; glycine decarboxylation via glycine cleavage system. Gene Ontology annotation, cellular component: glycine cleavage complex; cytoplasm; mitochondrion. Lineage: Eukaryota; Viridiplantae; Streptophyta; Magnoliopsida; Arecales; Arecaceae. The record is from RefSeq and is a predicted model, not a curated record.
AGCAAGAGAGGUUAAGAGAAUAGAGAAAUAAAAAAAAUUAAAAAAAAAUUUAAGUUGAGGUCCAAAACUACCUGCAGCGGAUUUUCAAAACCAAGAUCUAAUCGGACCCAUGAUAGUUUUUUUUAAAUAAAAAAUUCUAAUCCAAUCCCACAGACAGAGACGGAUACUCAUCAGAUAGGGUACUUAUUGACAUUCAUAAUUUUAAAAUAAUAAUUUAUAUCUAACGAUUUAGGUCGUCGGUGUAGGUUUAGGGUGUUCAUUGUCUAAUUCUGAUCUGAGUCAAAAUCCAGUCCACCCGGUAUAAAUUUGCCACCGUAUAGGACACGUGUCGCGUUUGGAGACUCCUGCGAACGCCUGGGUCUGCGGGCCAAUUCCCCAUCCCUCCAUAAGUACGUCCACCAGAGUUUCCCGGGAGGUGGGGAGAGGGAGAAGAUACAGCUUUCGAUCAUCAUGGCGGCGAGGUUGUUGUGGGCUUCGAGAGCCGCCAAGUACCUAACAGUCUCCACCAUCCCAAGAGGCUUCGCAAGUGUUGUGAAGGAUUUGAAAUAUGCUGACACGCAUGAGUGGGUUAAAGUUGAUGGCACUUCUGCAGCAGUUGGAAUAACAGACCAUGCUCAGGACCAUUUGGGUGAUGUUGUAUAUGUGGAAUUGCCUGAAGUUGGUGCCAAUGUGACACAGGGCAAGAAUUUCGGAGCAGUUGAGAGUGUAAAGGCUACUAGUGACAUCAAUUCUCCUGUGUCCGGAGAAGUAGUUGAAGUUAACACUGAGCUAAAUAGCUCUCCUGGAUUGGUGAAUGCUAGCCCAUAUGGUGAUGGAUGGAUUAUAAAGGUCAAAAUGAGCGAUGCAGGCGAGUUGAACUCAUUGAUGGACUCCGAGCAAUAUACAAAAUUCUGUGAGGAGGAAGAUGCUAAACAUUGAAGCAAUUCUAGCUUAUCUCGGCAAAUUUGUCGGUUUGAGUUUUGCCGAUUCUCAGUUCAUGCUUCCCAAAAUCUUGUUGUUUCAUCAUCUUUGCAGGCUUUAGCAAUGAGCAUUUGACUUCUGGAAUAAUCAUCUUUCAACUUUUUCAUCCUUUUGCCUUGGAGGAUUGUAAAUUGUUAUUACCUUUUAUGCUUUUAAUUUUGCCUUCAAAUUUGAACUCUGAUUCAAGAGACCUCAUGCAAAGCUGCAGGCUGUCACUUGUGCAA